This is a messenger RNA of Fragaria vesca subsp. vesca, 3122 nucleotides long. RefSeq lists its product as uncharacterized. The record is from RefSeq and is a predicted model, not a curated record. The transcript is spliced from 8 exons. Bases 265 to 2934 code for a protein of 889 amino acids. NCBI's taxonomy places the organism in Eukaryota, Viridiplantae, Streptophyta, Magnoliopsida, Rosales, Rosaceae.
GAAGAGUGAGUCACACACUCACUUACUUCAACUCUCUCAACUCAUAAUUGUCUUACACUCUUGUGUUUCUACCCAAGACUGGAAACUAAAAAUAAUUGAAGCAGCCGAAACAGGCGGAGGUUCUCGCCGGCCGACGACGUCGUUUUGCUCCGGUUUUACUGUCUUGAAAAUGCGAGUGAAUGCAGGGGAACGAGUAGAUGUUUAAUUCAGAAAAGGUGCAGCUGUUCUAGAUUUGGAAUCGUAAUAAUAUUUGUGGAAGCUUAAAUGUCUUGCAGCAGAGUGCUUUUAACAUACAAGCGAAAGCGGCACGCAAGAAAUGAUCAUCUACAGGAAGAUGGGGGUCUUAAUUCACCUUCUGAGGCUAACAAGGGUACUUGCUUAUCUAAGCCGGACAUGCAAGUGCAUUUGAUUGAUGAGAAUGCAUCAGAAGAUUAUGAAACAAAGACUGCGGUGUGCCGUCUUUGUGUUGUGUGCUGUGUCGGGGGUAACCUGAUGCACUGUGAUAAAUGUCUUCAGUCUUAUCAUCUUGAAUGCCUAGAUAAGCGCCUCAAGCAUGCUGGUCAUGGAAAAGUGCUAAGCUGUGGGUGUAUUGCGGCUGCAUUGGGUGAUGAUGGUAAUGUGGGAAAGCGGUCAGUUACCCAAAAGGGGAAUGUCACUGAUAUGAUCACUGAUUCUGUUGGAUACACACUGCCAUUGUCAUCACAUGGAAGAGGAAAUAGCUUAGAUGAUAGUUCAUUAAGGUUGAGCUCAUCGAAGUUGGAAGAGAUUGAUUCAUUUGCUGAAGUUAAGUUAGAGAACUCAUGUGAUGAUUUGUUUGAACAAACCAAGUGGAAAACCCCAUUACGUACUUUCCACCGCCGGAGAUAUAAAAGAAAAAUAGAUAUGGAUGAGUAUGACACACAAAGCAAUUCACUGAACGUGGAAAAUAACUGUUCAGUGAUAACCAAAUCAAACAAGUCUGCAUGUGCCAAAACCACUUCAUAUGAAGCAACUUCCAUUGAAAGCUUCUCACUAGAUCCUGGAGCAGAUCCAAAUCCCUACAAAGAGGUUAUCGAUAUUACAUGUUCUCAUGCUGGAUCAUGUACUGGGUCUGAAAUUUUGAUGCAUACGGAGAGGGCAAUAAAUGAAGAAGCUUUACAACAAGCAGGAAAGGUUCCUGACCAGAGUGCUCGAACUUUGAUGGAUGUCAAAGAAGAGUCUGUGGAUCAUUUAGGAACCUCAUUAAGUUGUAUGAAAGACUCCUCUUCUGGAACUGUACCUUUGUGUACACAUACACAACUGGUAAAAGAGGAACCUCAAGUUUUUUCAAGUGAUGAUGAUCGUAAAUCAGCAGCAACCUCUCAUUCGGGCAGAACCCUUCCUAAUUUGAACCUGUCUGUUAUCAGCACCGAUUCAAACAGUUGUACUUUGGACUUGAAUGCUGACUUAAAUUUGAGUCCUCAAGAGCAACCUGUUCUUGCUGCACCAAAAAGUACUCUGGACUCGUUUGAUUGUACCAGGACAAGUCCUGCCCCUGCCUUAGAUGAACCACCUCCUCCAGAAAUGGUGGCUGUCAAAAUUGAGAGGAUAGAACCUAAUACUUCUCUGUUACACAAUGAUGUAUUUGAUUCUUCAGAAAUUGGUGUCAGCUGCAGAAAUUAUGAUCAAGUUACUCCUAGCUUUGAUUCAAAGCAAAAAUGUCUGCAGUUAUUUUCAGAAGAAAAAAACAGCGACAUUUUCCACCCUGUUAUUAUCCAGCCGGAGGUGACUGCUUGUAUGGCCUCAGAGGAGAUAAAAAUGCCUCAUCUGGGAAGCAACAAUAAUCAAUUUAAACAAGGAUCUCUACUCAAUCUAGGUCUAUCCUUACCAACUAAACCUUCAACUGCAGGAUAUGCAACCAACACCUGUUUCAAUACAUUUCCUUUCUUCGACUCCUUCACCGGAACCAGAGACUUUAUCAAUGAUGCAGGUCUCCAAUCUUCGUCAAGCCAUUUAUCAUCAGUUUUAAGACACAAGAUGAUGCAUGAUAGCAUUGCAAGCCAAGCAGGAGCUUUGAAUGCAAUGGGCAGUUUUGAUGACAUAUCUCAGCCAUAUAAUACCAUGUGGUCUGAAGAGGAGUUGGAUUUUCUAUGGAUAGGUGUGAGGAGAUAUGGACGGGACAACUGGAAUGCUAUGUUAAUGGAUCCGAGAUUGCACUUCUCAUCAUGGAGGGUGGCAAGGGACUUAGCUAUGCGGUGGAAAGAGGAACAGUCAAAACUUUUGAGUAGCAUGUGUGGCUCACAAGUCAAGUAUACAAGAGCACAAGGCAGUUCUUUCUACCAGAACAACUUCUUGCGUCCCCGAACAGGCUUCAGCUGGCAAAAAUACUUAGCAGGAGGUAAUGUCUCGAGGAGGCCACAGUCCAAAUCGACUUAUGUUUGCAACGAUGGCCAGGAAGUCCUCCACAUGCCACUUGGUAAACCAAAGAGGGUAUCUCGUCGAAGGGGCAAAUAUAAUGAGGACGAAUUUCAUAGUAUAAGCAGAAGUCGGGGUAUGCUAAGGGGCAAGCUGUUAUCAACUGAACUUCCCUCAACUUGCAGUAUUGGAGUGAAUGGUAAUAUGCCCCAGUGGCUCCAAGAAGCUGUUAUUGCUUCUCCUUCAAGUCUUGGGGCUUCAAUUCUACCCUCAACUUCUUCAUCUUUUGCAUUUGCGCAUUCUAAUACGUCGAAUGUCCCCCUCUCUGCUUGGGAUCCAACCGAAUCACAUUGUGAAGAAAGGACAGAGAUGCAGUAUACAUUGGGUGGUUCAAGAGAAUAUGACCUACAGCCAUUAGCAAGUAAUGCUCCGCGUCUCAGUGCAGGAUUAGGACCUGAGAUCGCUAAACUGAAAACAGAUUCUUCUCGUGACGGCGUUGAACAAGAAAACUUGAUUGUUAUUGAUACUGAUGCUUCUUCUGAAGGGACUAUAUCCGAUUAGAUUUGUUCUAGUCCUAGGUUGUAGUAGCUAGACUGAAGCCUAGGUUGUAGUAGCUAGACUGAAGUUGUUUUUGUUGUAGAGAAGUAUUGUGCUUUAUUAAUUUGCAAGUCAAAUAAUUUGUAAUUAGUAAUGCAAACGGAUGUAUUUGAACUUUGUAUGAUCUUCUUGUUGAGUCAUCUAUUAUGUAG